Cygnus atratus (black swan) is the source of this 3546-nucleotide messenger RNA. RefSeq names its product nudix hydrolase 13 (gene NUDT13). NCBI's taxonomy places the organism in Eukaryota, Metazoa, Chordata, Aves, Anseriformes, Anatidae. The transcript is spliced from 8 exons. The record is from RefSeq and is a predicted model, not a curated record. Gene Ontology annotation, molecular function: metal ion binding; hydrolase activity. Bases 194 to 1213 code for a protein of 339 amino acids.
CAUGGCUGCGAUUUAUCAAGCAGUGUACAGAAGAGCUUCCUCUCUCUUCUGCAGGUUUCAUUCUACCUACGUUAAAAAAAUGAGGUAGCACCUUUGCUGGAAGCUACAGGCCACCAAAGAGUAGAUCCAGCUGUCAAACACCCUAGAAGCUUGCAGAAGACAAAAUCCAUACCGUCUGCUCUGCCUGAAGUAAAUGCGUCCAAAUAAGUGCAGCACAGGUAAUCUCAGCACGAUCUUGAAUUCAUCUUCCCCAUUCUUUUCUCACUGCAGAUACUUAAAUGAGCUAAAGGAAGAUGAUGGCUUUUGUAGACAAGCCCAGACCUCAGGAACUUUCUACCUCUUUCACAAUCUCUCACCCUUCUUGCAGAAGGUUGGGAAGAAAUAUUUGCUACCACAGCUCAGUGCGGCAGAGAUGAAAAGGAUCCUCGAGAAAUUGAAAGAGACUGAACAGUGGAUAGAAAAAUCAGUGCUGAUCGGCUGUUCAGACGAGCAUGUACCACACUUUGCCCUGGAUUUAGGAGCCUUGGAAAAAUCAGUCAUUGAGUCUGAACUUCAGGGAUCGUUCACUGACUUACGAAAGGCUCUCUUUGUAGUGGAUGUGAAGGAUUCUCCUUUGCUGGCCUCGGCCCAGGCCCUUCUCCGGUGGCACGAGUCCCACCAGUACUGUAGCAAAACUGGGCAGCCCACUCAGAAAAACAUAGCUGGCAGCAAGCGAGUCUGCCAUGCCAGUGGAAUAACUUACUAUCCACAGAUGUCUCCAGUGGUUAUCACCCUGGUGUCUGAUGGCAGCCGGUGCCUCCUUACACGACAGCCCUCGUUCCCUCAGGGGAUGUACACCGCUCUGUCAGGCUUCUGUGACCUGGGUGAAAGUGUGGAGGAGGCACUGCGGCGGGAGGUGGCCGAAGAGGUGGGCCUGGAGGUGCAGUCCUUCCGCUACUCGGCCUCCCAGCACUGGCCCUUUCCCAGCAGCUGCUUAAUGAUAGCCUGUCAUGCGUUGGUGGGGGGAAAGCAGACUGAGAUCAGUAUGAACAGCCUGGAACUGGAAGAAGCCCGUUGGUUUGGCCUGGAGGAAGUCUUGGAGGGGCUCAAGAGAGAUCACACAUCUUCAAAGCAAGACGACGGUAGUUUUUUACCCUGGUUUCCUCCCAAGCAGGCCAUUGCUCACAAGCUGAUCAACGAGUGGGUUAAACAGCAGACCUCCCGGCCGACCUAGGUGUAAAGACUUCAUCAAGUCUGUGACUCUGCCAGAAUUAUAAAAGCUUUAUGUAAAAGCUUCCAAAGCUACUGAAGACAGUGUCUUACGGUGGGGGUAGCACCAGACUGAUGGCAGUCUUACACUUGGAUACACAGACGUACAAAGCCAUUUCUAAACUGGUCGUCUCCGGGCAACUCCUUGUACGCUGGACCUUGGAGAUCCCAUGACUUGCAGUAAAUAUGCAAUAAAAUUCUCAGUCCCAAAGCACAAAACUUAGUGUCAUCUGCUGCAGGUGUUGCCCAGCAAUCAGGAGAACAGUAAGCCCCUGGCAGUUACGUCCCCUUUUCCUCCAGUUUAUCCAUCUGGAACUCUUGGGUGGAUAGUUGAACCCACAAUUUUCCUAUAUUAAGGGAGAGUGGCCUUUCAGUGUUCACAUGUAUAUGGAAUGACAAUCAAAAAAAACAAUAGAAAAGCCACUGCCUCAACGCUCUCCCUUUCUUCUGUUCCCCUUCCCAUCAAUUCUUCCAGUUUUGUAUAAAACAUGUUAAUUUUUUGCAAAUGUUAAGCAGACUCCUACUUUGAUGGUUUGUCUGAGCAACUAAAAAUACUUGUGGAGACACCAUUUUCCCUACCAGUAAGGCACAGCGUGAUACUUCCAUCCUGAGGAAGAGAGAACAGAGCUACCUGGUGGUAGAGAGUGGAAGAGCAAAUCAACCUACGAGCACGUUAGAACCCAAAUAACGCUGAGAGGAACUGCUGCAAGGAAGACUGCACUUCCAACAGAAACAAAAUCCCGAAAGGCCAAGUGCCUCUUAUCCUGUGCCAAAAAUCUGGGGCUUGCCUGGAGAACUGCUCUUGUUUUACUAAUAAAGAAGUAUCGCUUCUCUGAAGGGAGAGAGAGUGACAAAGAGAGAGCCUGGGAAAGGAAAGCCUAGUAAAAGAGGCAGAUGGAGGGAUCUGCUGCUGUUUCAGGCUGACAGUCCUUCCUGCUCGCUUGGCCACUGCUCAAAUGCCAAGACUGCAAAGCCAUCGGUACAAAUACUUGAAGGGGAAACAGGGCUGUAUCGCUGUCUGCCGGCACUAGGAUCUAUUGCAGGUCAAGGACUUUCUUGAGCAUUGUAAAAAAUUUGGAGUCCUGACAUCUGAACAAUAAGUAAAAAGACUGUCUCACACAGUUCAGACACGUUUCGUUUCCUCAGGUUAAUCUUACUUCAGGAGGUUGGGAGGGGCUUCUCUCAGGCCAUGGUGGCACGUGCAAACAGCUUUUCCACCCCUACUAACUCUCAGCAAUAGAAGACCCGUGUCAGAGCAUGUUUUUCACGUUUGGCAGAUUUGGCAUUCAUCCCAGUGGGAGUGUAGUCUGGUACACAAAGGCACUGCUUAUGCCUCCCCUCCAACCCAACCAGACACUCCACACACACCCCCACACCUCUGAACUUAACUGCAGCUCUCCUGCCUCCAGUUUCCUUUGAAAUUUAUCUCGCCUCCUCUCUUUGUGGUAGUUCCUCCUGCUUUCUCUUCCAUCUCACCAGUUUAACCCCCCAUCAUUUCUCUCUUCCUCUGUCAUCUCUGGAAUGUGCCAUUUGCGUUUUCAGCCUCACUCCUUUCUUCCCCUUGUCUGCAGUGAAAAUAUUGAAGAGUUAGAUACGAGCCAGCAGGAUAUUCCAGCUUCUCAUGCCCCUUCCUAGUUCUUCUUACUGGCCUCCCAACUCCCUCUAUGCAUUCAAUAAUGUGGCCCAGGCUUGCUUCCAGCUUACAACAAACAUGUUGAUGAUGUGCUCAGUACUUUUUGAAUAUCCUGUGAUCUGCUCUCUGUGGCAGAAAGAGGACUGAAAAGUAAAAGCGUCAAAAAGUAGUACACGUGAGAGAGAGGAGGAAUGCCUGUAUGAAUUCUGCAGCAAUCUGAACUUGGUGAGUAUGCGGCUGUUUUUCUAAUUUACAGUAUGUAUUUGUAGAUUUGAGGCUGCCAGAUACCCACACGCUUGAGUAGAGCUCUAAGAGUUGCAGCUCUACUCAUAUUCUGACUAUACCAGGCUUUUUCUGAUUUCAUCAACCUCUUUUGUUCCUGUUAGAGGAAAAGCAUUUACUUCUGACUCACCUUUUAAAAUUCAUCUUUAAAUGUCUGUAUGUUCCUUUAGAUUUUCAAUAAAUCACUUCAGUCAAUAAAUCUUUUCAAUCUACUUUUAUACAUUUUUGUAGAGCAAGCACAACUCCAAAGCAACAUUCCUACCAUACCAUUUAAAGGGCCUUAUGUUUUAAUCUGCUUUUAAAAAAAAAUCUUUAACCCAUAUCCUUUUGACUUAGGCAUGAAACAAUCAAUGGUGGCUUCUAUUCCUGAUGUUAAGAAAGCA